AUGGCGGCAGCGCCAGCAAAGUCAAAGGCACCUCUCUUGGCAAACGAGGGCAACGAAGGGAACGAACCACAGGACCCAGAGUUGACUCGGUCUCCGUUUACUGACGAUGGGCGACCGUCGGAGCCAGAGCGCAUACAGAUCACUAUACAUGCCCCGCAUACUCCCCCGAGUGCUAAUUUGGCUCCUAGCAACCAGUCACUUAUCGGGUCGAGUGCGGAUGCGCCUUCUGGAUCAGAUGAUGGACCUCUCAGUGGUUUAACAGCUGAAGAAGCGGCAGCUAGGCUCCUUCAGUACGGCAAGAACGAGAUCCCGGAGCACGUGGAGCCUUGGUAUGUUAUGCUUGGUAAGCAAUUCGUUGGCAUGAUGCCCUUCAUGCUGAUCAUUGCGGCUGCCCUUUCUGCAGUCACUGAAGACUGGGCGGACUUUUCAGUCAUCCUCCUCAUGCUGCUUGUGAACGCUUUGAUCGGCUUCCACGAAGAGUUCAAAGCUCGCCAGUCAUUGGACGCGCUGAAAGCGCAAAUGACAGCGACAGUGCCCGUGAAGCGAGAUGGGACCAUGAUAAUUAUUCCGGUCGCGGACCUUGUUCCAGGCGAUGUGAUCUUCCUGCGCGGUGGCAACAUUGUUCCUGCUGAUUGUGAAUUUUUGGAGGGUGAUGAGAUGCUGGUAGACACGGCCGCGUUAACUGGUGAGCCAAUUCCCCGCAAGAUUCCGCGCCCAGAUCGCGAAGGUGAGCCAACAGGAUCCGGAAAGUUGCUGCUGUCAGGUUGCAUAGUGAAGCAAGGAGAGGCCCACUGCGAAGUCAGGGAGACUGGACUAAAUACAGAAAUUGGACAAGCUGCCGGCCUAGUAGCAGAAGCUUCAGGCCAUCAGCCAGGCAUCUUCGAGACCAAGAUAAUGCAGGUUGUGCAUGCUGUUAUACUGUUGGCGCUUGUGGACGCAGGCAUUGUGCUUUAUCUUGAUGUUGCCCACAGGGGGAUUGUGUUCUCCAAAGCGCUCCUCAAUGUCCUAGCGCUAGUAAUUGGUGCUGUACCCAUUGCGCUACCAUUGGUCAUGCAAGUGACGAUGGCAAUCGGAGCUGCCAGCAUGGCAAGCAAGCAGGCGAUCGUGACACAUCUGACCGCCCUUCAAGAAAUUGCCUCCAUGACCGUUUUAUGUUCAGAUAAGACCGGCACAUUGACCACAGCUGAUAUGAGAGUGCUGCCUCACAGAACAUGGACUCGCAACAAAUUGCCCAAAGAUGAUGCGUUGCUCUACGCCUGUUUGGCCUCAAACCCAGCAAACAAAGAAGACCCCAUCGACAAAGCAGUGUUGGGUUCCGGGCAUGAGCACUUUGGUGGCAACGAGGCCGAGCAAUUGAUGGCCCGAUACAAGAAGACCAAAUUCGUGGGCUUCAAUCCCACUGUGAAGCGGACAGUCGUGUACUGUGAGCAUGAGGAGAAAGGCAAGUUGAAGAUUUCCAAGGGUUUGGUUGACAAAGUUCUGACAACUGGAGAUGAUGGUGGCGACUGCUGGGAAUGUGUUGAUGCCAACGUGCUAAGGGAUGAACUCAAAGAGGUAGAUAUCCGUCUCUCGUCGCAGGGGUACAAGACAGUCGGCCUUGCAGUUUCUGAGGAUGAAGGGCCUAUGCAGUUUGUAGCAAUCAUUCCCAUGCUUGACCCACCGCGGCAGGAUACAAAGGUGACAAUCUUCCGCAUCAGGGCUGCCGGCAUCAACGUGAAGAUGAUUACUGGUGAUCACCUCAACAUUGCCGUAGAGACGAGCCGCUUAAUCGGCCUUGGAACUGGCAUACUGCCUGCUUCAGACCUGUGGCCUGCAUCAGCAACUCGGGAUGAGACCAUCAUGACUGCAGAUGGCUUUGCGCAGGUCCUCCCCAAGGACAAGAGAGAGGUUAUAUUGGUACUGCAGAACCGUGGUUUAGUGGUUGGCAUGACUGGUGAUGGUGUUAAUGAUGCGCCAGCGCUCGCUCAGGCACAAAUAGGCAUUGCCGUGGAUGGUGCCACCGAAGCAGCACGCUCAGCUGCUGACAUCAUCCUCACAUCUCCGGGGCUUUCUGCCAUUUUCGAUGCCGUUGUGGAGUCACGGAAGAUUUUUGCCAGAUUGAGAUCCUACGUCUUGUACCGCAUUGCAGCAACCAUCCAAAUUGUGCUCGUGUUGUCCAUACUCAUCUACGCAUACAAUGACACAAUGCCAGCCAUUUAUGUGAUCCUGCUUGCGCUGGUGAACGAUGUGACUAUGUUGCCUGUCGCCAGUGACAACGCUGCACCAUCAGCUCUUCCCGAAAUUCCGUCGAUGCCAUCAAUUCUGCUAGCCUCGUUCCUCUACGGAUUUCUCGGCACAGCUCAGACGAUGGCCUUGUACAUGUCAGACCUUCUGCAGGGAGAUGGCUCUGAUGAGUAUCGUAUGGCUGUGACAUAUUUGCAGAUGUCUAUUGCUGUGGAGCUUUUCAUCUUCUCCUGCCGCACUCCAGUAUAUGUUUGCAACUUCUUUCGCAGAGAUUCUCUGCCUUCUGUCCUCCUCGUGGUCUGCGUGAUGGGUGGCAACAUUCUGGUCUCCCUGCUUGCUGGUUUUGGUGACACGUUUAAAAUUGUUCACAAAGUGGCCUGGGUUGAUAUCGGUUGGAUUUGGUUGUAUGACUUGCUGGGCUUGUUGGUGAUCGAUUUCCUCAAGCGCUUCUUCAACGUGGUUGGUGUCGACUGGAUGUCUGCUGGAGCUGUCGGCGACGUCUUGGGCUACCCGAAUUUGCCGGACGAUUUCCACCAUGCAAGCCAUCGGUCAACUCUUCUUCAUAGCAGGGCCAGCAUGAGGAGCGUUCUGUACCACAGCCGUCUCUCUACCAUUUCGCAGGGUGGUGGCACGGGUGCCGCUGGCCGAACGGCAUCCUCGAAGCCUUCGGGUUCUACUUUGCCAUUCCCGCACAACCUUCGAGCGCAAGCGCUUCGCCACCUUCAUUCAUUCUAG
Symbiodinium pilosum is the source of this 2958-nucleotide messenger RNA. Lineage: Eukaryota; Dinophyceae; Suessiales; Symbiodiniaceae. The record is from the annotation of a GenBank genome assembly.